UGGUGGGAAGGAAGAGGAUCGAUGGGAAUCUUCUUUACCGGUUAUAAAAUAUUAUUAUAAAACGGCAAGCGCAUCGGCAGUCGGCUAUCAGUCAAUAACAGUCAGCGGACAUUUAAUAUUAUGCGCAUUUUCGGCAUGGAGUGUUUAAAGAUGUGUGUCGUCGUGGGCUUGGCCCUAACUGCUGGACCGGGUCGACCAGCGGCUGCAGCACCGUCGCCGACCAAUGCUUACGUCUUUCAACAGCACAAACGCAGCCCCGCCGACCCUAACCUGGAUUUGACUUCCCCGCUGACAACGGAAUUCGGUAGUUUCGGACCGUCCGCAACGUUGCCAGAUUUCGGUUACGGUUCUGGAUUCCCGUCCACCGCAGCGGGCUUCGGGUUAAAUGACGCAAUAGACGGUUUGGGCACGUCCGCCGGACUACUGCACUUGUCCCACCCGUACUCCACUACAGCGUUCGGCUCUGGGUUUGACUCGAUUGGUUAUCCAUUUUCCGAGUCAACGCUUAACCAGCUUCAGUUCAAACCUUCGCUGGCUUCCGGUUCAUCGCCCUCACUCCCGGUCUCUAUAAAGUACAGUCCAUCGGUUGCCAAUGCUGGUCUAGAUCAAACCCAUAUCACCGGACUUCCAGCCACCGAGUCCGCGAAGCCGACUGCUCAAAAGACAGUUUCACUGCAACAGACUAGACCUAACGAGCAGCGCGUUCAGGCGGAAUCGUUUAACGCCGCCCCUGCUCCGCUGCAACAGUCAUAUUCAGCUACUGUACCUGUACCACAAAAACAAACGUAUGCAACUUAUGCUCCACUUCAACAGUCAUAUCCAGGCAUCGCAUCUGCUCCACUUCAACAAUCAUAUCCCACAUCCGUAUUUAUACCACGACAACAGUCGUAUGUGACUCCAAUAUCUGCGUCACCACAACAGUCAUUUCCAGCCGCCGCGUCUGCUCCGCUACAACAGUCUUAUCCAGCUUCCGCAUAUGUACCACAGCAACAGUCGUAUUCGGCUGUAAUACCUGUGCCACUUUCACAGUCAUAUCCAGGCACCGCAUCUACUGCGUUUCAACAGUCGUAUGUGACCGCUGAAUCUAUACCACAGCGACAGUCAUAUCCGGCCACUCAAUCUGUACCACAGCAACAGUCAUAUUCUCCUUCUAGAUCUAUACCACAGCAACACUCAUAUCCAGCCGCUCAAUCUGUACCACAGCAACAGUCGUAUUCUCCUUCUGGAUCUGUACCACAGCAACAGUUGUAUCAGACUUCUGGAUCCACUGCGUUUCAACAGUCGUAUGUGACCGCUGAAUCUGUACCACAGCAACAGUCAUAUCCAGCCACUAAAUCUGUACCACAGCAACAGACAUAUUCUCUUUCUGGUUCUAUACAACAGCAACAGUCAUAUUCUCCUUCUGGAUCUGUACCACAGCAACAGUCAUAUCAGGCUGCAUUAUCUGCGCCGUUGCAACAGUCGUAUGUAGCCGCCACAUCUACGCCACCACAACAGUCAUAUCCAUCCACCGCCGAAGAUUUCCGUAUUUCUGCAUAUCAACCAUCCGCAUCUAGCGGUUCAGCGAGUCCACUGGUCACGUCUGGAACUGGAUCCGCACCAGAUCUAAUUUUGGAGCUGAGACCUCCACCGUACACCGCGCCAGCAUCGUCAGUCGAUUAUCGACAAAAUGUGAACAUUCCGUCUACUGCGUCAUCUUCCUAUCCAUCCGCUGACAGCAAUAACAAUAAUAACAACUAUCCCGGUAACAAUUUUGACUUGUUGGCGGCUCCUGUAGCCGGUACUUCCGGUCCGAACCAGGUCUCCAAUGCCCCGAACAGCGGCCAGCUCCCCGGAAAUACAAAAGACUUCCUUGCGUUCGGUUCGAACGCCAAACCCGACCAGACUCCCUCGAACACCUAUUACACGGUCCCCCUUCCAGUUUCCGGCAGUUCGAAUAGUGCGUCAAGUGGUGUUCCCAAUUACUUUUCGAUUCCCAGCAUAUCCUAUUCCUUAACCAGUACUGUAAACAGUGAGUUUGCUGGUUCGACUAGUGCACCACCAGCUGCCGCAGUGUCUUCUACUGGUGGUCCGAGUACCCCGUACCGAGACACCAACUCCAUUCCAAGCUUGUCUUUCACCAACUCCAAUUCAAUUUCCGCUAACUCGUAUAGCGAUUCCAACUCAAUCCAGAGUAGUUCUUAUACUAUACCCAGUUCUCCAGUUGCUGGAAACUCUUACAAUGACUACAAACUCAAUACCGAACAUUUUUACGGUGACUCGAAUUCGAUUUCGCCCAACAGCAAACGUGAAUCGUCCACUGUCAAUCCAACCGAAAAAUUUCCCACGUUAGGUUAGUUUGGUUAUAUAUAAAACUUCAAUGGCGUGGGUGUUUAUAAAACAAUAUAGUAAAAACAUAUUUUUAGACAGACUGUGAGUAUGACUUAAUAAUAUACAUGUAUAUUUUAUUUUUUUGAAUUAAAUAUAUUUUAAGUGUUUUUUUUAGUUUAAGUUUUUGGAGACUAAAUUAUAAAAUAUCUAUGUGCCAACAUUUUUUUUUUCAUUAUUUAUGAAUGUUUAAAAUAUAAUAAUGUUAAUUACUAAUAUUGUAUUAUAACUGUUUAACUGUGUUUGUAAUUAAAUUAAAAUAUUUAUAUUCAUAUUGUAAUAUAUAAUAAAUAUUUGUAUUAAAAAAUUUGUUACGGUAUUUUUCCCCCAAAA
Molecule: messenger RNA, 2700 nt
Organism: Acyrthosiphon pisum (pea aphid)
Lineage: Eukaryota; Metazoa; Arthropoda; Insecta; Hemiptera; Aphididae
Product: altered inheritance of mitochondria protein 3
Exons: 2
Coding region: 121-2337 (738 amino acids)
Source: RefSeq, a predicted model, not a curated record